Molecule: messenger RNA, 438 nt
Organism: Caenorhabditis bovis
Lineage: Eukaryota; Metazoa; Nematoda; Chromadorea; Rhabditida; Rhabditidae
Source: the annotation of a GenBank genome assembly
AUGGUCAACACCCGCCGAACACGAACUAGGACUCGAACUGGAACAACACUAACAAAUGGAUCAUUUGAGCCUCCGACGAAAGGAAGAAAAUCUCGUGCCCUUAAAAGAGAUAUCAAAAACGAGAAACCUGCGGAGAUUAAAGCGCCGAGAAGAAUAAUUACCAGGGCAGCCAAGAGGAAAUUAGAGACAACACGAAAUGAAGAUGCAAAGGGGCCAUGUCCACCAAAAGCUAUUAAGACUCAGCAUAGUCGUCGAUCUAGAAGCCGAACUCCGAUUCCUGUAGAACAAGCCUAUCGUGUCGGCACGCGUUCGUGCUUCAAGCCAACAUCGUUCGCCGCUAACCGUGCCGUGACAAUCGUCAUCAAUUAUUCGCGACUCGACCAAUUUGGCGACAACGUGUGCAUCACACGUUGCCGUCGCCGCAACGCCGGCAUCUGA